GUAGGCGUUCGUGAGCGCGUGUCCCAGUGUGUCCAUUAACAUUGUUCCUCCUUCUAAGGAAAAGGGGGGGGAAGGCAUCAGGGCGCACGUAGGCGGGAGAAAGAGGUUGUAAAUCAAGAGGGCAGAAAGCCGUUUGAAUAACAUUACAUCGGCGACUUCGCUGUCUACGAGGAGUGCUAUAACGUUGUCACCGAGUGAUGGCGGAAUCAGCGAAUGAGGACUGGUUCGCCAGCGACUCUAACGACCCUGGACCGAGCUUGGAGGAUUUCUUGGCUACAGACCCUUCCCAGUUACCCUUCCUGCAGGAGCGCCCGGCAACGGCGGAGGACUUCGUGCGAUAUCAAAUAUUUGUCGACGGAUGGACCUCUAUUGAACACCUUCAACAGCUUCGGGAGUCAGUCCUGGAACUCGUGGGUUCGAUUACAGCGGGCUUCAUCUGGCACCGCGAGGCGUUCGCGCUGUCAGUCGCCGUACCUUCCGACGGAGAUCUUGAGCCUCAUCUCACCGGAGAGCAGGUGUUCGGAGGCAAUGUUUCCGACGAGUGGUUCGUGUGCUACCUUCUGUUCGCAAUAACUUCGACGUUCUCCGAGUUGACUGCGUGCAUUACCGACAACGACGGCGAAUUCUUGCUGAUCGAGGCCGCCACCGCGAUCCCACCUUUCCUCUCCCCAGGCAACAGCAAUCAUCGGGUAUGGAUCAGAUCCGGCGAAGUGCACCUGGUGAUGCCUGGGUGCAUGGUGCACAGGGCCAGAACCCCACGCACUCUGGGAGCGGGCAGCAUCACGCUUUCUGAGGGAUUGAAAGCGGUCCGAGAGAGCGACGGCGGAACCAAGGCCGACGAGGGUGUACAGCAACUCAUCAGGCGCCGAAUCGAAGGCUACCCGGAGGAAGCUAUGGCCAACAUGCACCACGCGAGGUGUUUCCUUCCCCUGGCUGCAGCGUUAGCGUUCCGAGACACACCCAGGCUGGUGGCCCCUGCAGUUAGCGCUUAUUGCUCGGGCGACCCCGUCGACAGGAAGAUGGGAGUUCGUAUGGCUCGACUUCUCGCAUUACCCGCCAGUGCAUCUGGAGUGAGCGCCGCGGGAAGCAAGGGAGCUGGCUCACAACCAGGAGCCCCUCGGUUUGUUGAGGCCCGGAUUGCCUUCACCCGUCACUUGUAUGCGCAAUUGCACCAGGCGGCUGUCGUACCGACUAAGGCCUUUCCUCCAGGGUGGGGUCCCAGCAGAAGCACUCUUGCCCCUGCUGCACAUGCGAAAGCCGCACAGCUGGGGCAGAAGCUCUCCAUGGGUUUGGAGGCGGCCUACCAGGCGUGUGCCGAGAGCAGCAAGAACGGUGGAGGAGACUUGAGCGGCGCAAUUCGACCUGAAACCUGGAAACGAUUUGCAGACGGUUUAGUACGGAACGGUUUCUUCGAGGGGGAACUGGAGGGGUCGAAGAGGUAUCGAGAAAAGACCGCGAUGGCGGAGCAAUUCAUACGCAAUAACGUUCUAUGUGUCGAUGCCGAUGGUGGCGAGGACGAAGACAUUGCGGCCGCCCAGAGGGACCGCCGACGAUGCCCUGUCCACCAAGUGGUGGAUCGGACUCUCAACGACCCAAGAUUGGAUUGUGUGUUCGAUGCGUUCGGCGAAGAAGACGAUAAGGAAGACUGGAUGGAAGUGUCUCAAGCCGACUUGGACAUCAUGCUCCAAGACUAUCGUCGUGCGGAGGCUGAUCUGGAUCCAGAGCAGGAGGGCCGAGGCGACAGAGGUGUGAACGGUGUCGUGGGCGAUGAUGACAAUGAGCGGGACAGAUCAAGAGAUGUGGCUACAUCCGGUGCUCAUGGAACUGCCACAGAUGAAGAGAAAAAUGAACAGGAUAGCCACGCCGGUUUCGCCGACGCUGUGGAUGGGCUGGAUGACAUUGUGACCGGCAUGAACGCCUUUGUGGACGACUCAACAGCGGGGUUGGAUGGCGCGGAGGUGGAGGCGGUAGGAGGACACGUUCAGUUUGAUGCGGAGAAGUUCAUGAGCUUGCUCAACGGGGAAGACCUCAUGAGUGCACUUGAAGAUGCUGCGAAGGAGGAUGCGCAUGAUGAGUUGGGCGACAGCGACGACGACCUGUUGGAAUCUAGCGAGGAAGAGGACGAAGAUGAAGUUGACACCCCGCAGCGCAUGCCAGACCCCAAAGCGUCGGAGAGCGCGGGCCUGACAGACCCCUCGGCGUGUGGCUCCAGAACCCGGUCUAGCUUAGCCGUGAACGUGUCCCCAAACACCCCGGCGAAGAGCAGCGACCUUGUGGACGAUUCACAUAUUCAGACGCGGAGCGGCGUGCGACCAUCCGUGGCGUUCCAAAUGCAGGAGAUGGAAGGCCGUCCGAGCGAAGAAGACGGCCUGGGCAGCGAUGGGCGAGAGCAGGACGGUGGCCACGAAAGCAAAGCAAGUUCCGGAAGCGCCGAAAAUCUCAUUCGCGAGUACAUGGCGGCGAUGGAGAUUGAACUCGAGCCGUCAUCAAUGGGGGAGAGCUUUGAGAAAGUGGGAGCAUCCAUCCCUGAAGCCCAGAUCAAAGAACUACAAACGGUUGGUCCUCUGGAUCAAAACGGAGAACCAGCCCCCGAGCAGUGGCUUCGAGACGGCAAGGCACCAUCGUCGACAGGCGAAGGCGACGAGCUAGACAACAAUGCCGAUGUGCCAACCGACGACUACAAACCGGUGGAUGUGGACAUGAACUUGGUGAAACAUCUCCUAGAAUCAACAGUCUCGCAAGGAGGGUUGUCGGGUCCUGCAUCGAAUUUACUUCGUUCGAUGGGUCUAAACUUCCCUUCAGUACCGCCAGGCAGGACUGCAAAAGAUUCCACCAAAAUCGAAGAGCUGUGACCCAAGUCUCUUCUCGUACGAGUUGGAAGCCAAGGAGGCAGGCAGACAGAGUUGUCGCAGGAGACUAGCCGCCCAUCACAUCCUUGCCGAGCUGGCCUGGGAGUCCAGCACCGCCUUUUUUUGCGGCACUACUUGCUGUGUCUUCCAUCGGAGAGGCAAGCUGACCAGGAAGUUUCUCCAUUGGUUGCCCCCCCGAAAAGCGCCCUGUUUCUCGGACGAUGUCCUGCAGCUGUUCCGGCGUGACGGCGGUGUCCUCAUAGUAACCUUGGUCAGCUUCGUCAUCAAAGGCAUCCAAUAGCUCAAUAUCCAUCACAAGCUCUCCGGUCGUCGUUUUCUCGAAUGAUGUCAAGACCUUCAUCAUGUAUAACAAGGGCGGCGACGAAAGGCGUAUGAUUGGCGCCAUGUGAACGCUUUGCGCGUAUAUCCCCCUUACUUUUUUGCAAGUCGUAUUGUGUCUUGUGUUCUGUUGUGAGAGGUAAGUUAUUAUUGUCGCACGUUGGGUUUUAUAUCAUUGUUUGUGCCUAAGCCUGUGACCACGGGAAUAUCCAUUGUUACAAAGUUGAAUCAACAGUAGUGAGAUGCCAGCUGUAGGCCAGAAUAUGUAUUUUAUGUAGAGCGGAGAAAACAACAAAACCAUCGACUUUUGACAAGUGUACACGAGCGUUCAGUUGGGACGAUUUGUUUCGUGGAAGCAUAAAGUUGACUUCACUGCUGACGAGGUUCAGCGCCUGACAGAGUAGGCUGAAUCUUUCGUGGGGGAAGCGCUAAUAAAGGAAGACGGAGAAAAAUAUUGGUGUGUCUGCGUCU
Ectocarpus sp. CCAP 1310/34 is the source of this 3659-nucleotide messenger RNA. NCBI's taxonomy places the organism in Eukaryota, Phaeophyceae, Ectocarpales, Ectocarpaceae. The record is from the annotation of a GenBank genome assembly.